Messenger RNA from Colletotrichum higginsianum IMI 349063, 1245 nucleotides. RefSeq names its product putative acetate kinase. Gene Ontology annotation, biological process: phosphorylation; acetate metabolic process. Gene Ontology annotation, molecular function: acetate kinase activity. The coding region runs from base 1 to 1245 and encodes 414 amino acids. The transcript is spliced from 2 exons. The record is from RefSeq and is a predicted model, not a curated record. NCBI's taxonomy places the organism in Eukaryota, Fungi, Ascomycota, Sordariomycetes, Glomerellales, Glomerellaceae.
AUGAAGGUCAUCCUUGCCAUCAACUCGGGCUCCAGCUCCGUGAAGAUCUCGGUCUACUCUGCUGAGUUUAAACAGUCACCCCGUCAGAUUGCAGAAACAGUCGUUAGUGACCUGACGGCCCCACCUGCAAAAGUUUCUUAUACUCGUGGCGGCACCGAGGUCAAGAAAAACGAAGAUCUCGAGGAUAAUGUUUCGACACAGGACGACGCCUUUAAGGUGCUUCUCAAGACACUGAUUGAGGACCCUGAACUUCCGCAAAUCAAACAAAAGAGCGAUAUUGCGCUGACCUGCCACCGCAUCGUCCACGGAGGCGAUUACUCCUGCUCCCAAAUAAUCACCCAGGACACAUAUCACCAUCUGGAAGAACUUAGUGACCUCGCUCCCCUGCACAACGGUCCCGCUCUCGACAUCGUCAACUCGUGCGUGAAGCAGCUCCCCGAUGCUGUUAACGUUGCCUGUUUUGACACGCAGUUCCACUCAACUAUUCCCGAGCACGUCCGCACCUAUCCCAUUGACCAGGAAGUUGCCAAUAAGAACCACCUAAGAAAAUACGGAUUUCAUGGUGUUAGCUACUCCUUCAUCACUCGCUCCGUCUCCGAGUUCCUCGGGAAACACACCAAGGACCUGAACAUCAUUGCCCUCCAUCUGGGAAGCGGUGCAAGCGCGUGCGCCAUCCGCAACGGCCAAAGCUGGGAUACCAGCAUGGGACUGACUCCUGUUGCUGGAUUACCAGGAGCCACACGAAGCGGAAGUGUAGACCCUAGUCUCGUCUUCCAUUACGCAAGUGAUGUCGGCAAACUGUCUCCAAACUCAACAUCUAAUCUGCACCUUACCCAGGCGGAAGAGAUUCUCAACAAGCGGAGCGGAUGGAAGUCACUUACAGGAACAACCGACUUUGGGAUAAUCGCUUCCUCAGACGAGCCGACUCACAAGCUUGCCUUCGACAUCUUUGUCGAUAGAUUAUGCGCUUUCAUUGGCUCCUACUUUGUCACACUUAAUGGCAACGUGGAUGCAUUGGUUUUCGCCGGCGGCAUUGGUGAGAAGAGCGAUAAGUUGCGGAAGCGGGUUGUCGAACAAUGCGCCUGCUUGGGCUUCACCAUCGACGAUGCACUGAACGGCAAGCAAAUAACAGGCACGGUCCAGGAGGUUGGCAACGAAGACGCCAAGUGCCGUACGCUGGUCUGCCAGACGGACGAGCAGUACGAGAUGGCGAGACUUUGCACCGAAACGAAGGAGCUCUGGUAG